Messenger RNA from Ailuropoda melanoleuca (giant panda), 10441 nucleotides. It is a transcript of the gene CDH23, whose product is annotated as cadherin related 23. Gene Ontology annotation, cellular component: plasma membrane. Gene Ontology annotation, biological process: homophilic cell-cell adhesion. Gene Ontology annotation, molecular function: calcium ion binding. The record is from RefSeq and is a predicted model, not a curated record. Lineage: Eukaryota; Metazoa; Chordata; Mammalia; Carnivora; Ursidae.
GGGCGGGCCGUCCCCGGGCAUGGAGCGCGGGGGUGCAGAGCCUCGGGACGUUUGGGGCGCGCCUCGUCCGAUCCCGCGGUGCGCCUGAAGUUGCAGGCGGCCAGCGGCGGGGGGGCGGGCCCAAGGGGACGCUGGAGCGGCCGGCGUGCCGCGAGUGAGCUUUUGAGCCGGCGGCGAGACGCGGCGGUGGCCAGCAGCUGAGCAGGCGGCCCGUGGGGGCCGACCCGGAGGAGAGCAGAGCCGGAGGCGCGACGCGGCGCUUCUCCGCACACGCACACGGAGCCAUGGGGUGCCACGCUGCCACCAGCUGCCUCGUGGCCUGCCUGUUUGUGCUGAUCUCUGGAUGCUGGGGCCAGGUGAACCGACUGCCCUUCUUCACCAACCACUUCUUCGACACAUACCUGCUGAUCAGUGAGGACACGCCUGUGGGUUCCUCUGUGACGCAGCUGCUGGCCCGAGACAUGGACAAUGACCCCCUGGUGUUUGGCGUGUCUGGGGAGGAGGCCUCCCGCUUCUUUGCCGUGGAGCCUGACACAGGUGUGGUGUGGCUGCGGCAGCCGCUGGACAGAGAGACCAAGUCCGAAUUCACAGUGGAGUUCUCUGUCAGCGACCACCAGGGGGUGAUCACGCGGAAGGUGAACAUACAGGUCGGGGACGUGAAUGACAACGCACCCACUUUUCACAACCAGCCCUACAGCGUCCGCAUCCCUGAGAACACGCCAGUGGGGACGCCCAUCUUCAUCGUGAACGCCACGGACCCCGACCUGGGCGCAGGGGGCAGCGUCCUCUACUCCUUCCAGCCCCCCUCCCCGUUCUUCACCAUCGACAGUGCCCGCGGCAUUGUCACCGUGGUCCGGGAGCUGGACUACGAGACCACGCAGGCCUACCAGCUCACCGUCAACGCCACGGAUCAAGACAAGACCAGGCCUCUGUCCACCCUGGCCAACUUGGCCAUCAUCAUCACAGACGUCCAGGACAUGGACCCCAUCUUCAUCAACCUGCCCUACAGCACUAACAUCUAUGAGCAUUCUCCUCCGGGCACAACGGUGCGUGUUAUCACAGCCAUCGACCAGGAUAAAGGACGUCCCCGGGGGAUUGGCUACACCAUCGUCUCAGGGAAUACCAACAGCAUCUUCGCCCUGGACUACAUCAGCGGAGCGCUGACCUUGAACGGCCUGCUGGAUCGGGAGAACCCCCUGUACAGCCACGGCUUCAUCCUGACCGUGAAGGGCACAGAGCUGAAUGAUGACCGCACCCCCUCCGAUGCCACAGUCACCACAACCUUCAACAUCCUGGUCAUUGACAUCAAUGACAAUGCCCCAGAGUUCAACAGCUCUGAAUACAGCGUGGCCAUCACUGAGCUCGCACAGGUGGGCUUCGCCCUACCCCUCUUCAUCCAGGUGGUGGACAAGGACGAGAACUUGGGCCUGAACAGCAUGUUCGAGGUGUACCUGGUGGGGAACAAUUCCCAGCAUUUCAUCAUCUCCCCCACCUCUGUCCAAGGGAAAGCAGACAUUCGCAUCCGGGUGGCUGUCCCCCUGGACUACGAGACUGUGGACCGCUACGAUUUUGAUCUCUUUGCCAAUGAGAGCGUGCCUGACCAUGUGGGCUAUGCCAAGGUGAAGAUCGCCCUCAUCAACGAGAAUGACAACCGGCCCAUCUUCAGCCAGCCACUGUACAACACCAGCUUGUACGAGAAUGCCACCGUGGGGACCUCUGUGCUGACAGUCCUGGUCCCCAGCCCCUGGAGGGUCAGAGCUGGGGGAGCUCCUCUCACUGAUGAGAAGACCAAGUCAGGGAGACUGGAGCACUUCGAUGAGAAUGACAACCCGCCCACCUUCAGCAAGCCUGCCUACUUCGUCUCAGUGGUGGAGAACAUCAUGGCAGGAGCCACAGUGCUGUUCCUGAACGCCACGGACCUGGACCGCUCCCGGGAGUACGGUCAGGAGUCCAUCAUCUACUCCUUGGAAGGCUCCUCCCAGUUUCGGAUCAACGCCCGCUCAGGCGAAAUCACCACCACCUCCCUGCUUGACCGUGAGACCAAGUCUGAAUACAUCCUCAUCGUGAGAGCCGUGGACGGGGGUGUGGGCCACAACCAGAAAACCGGCAUUGCCACUGUGAACAUCACCCUCCUGGACAUCAACGACAACCACCCCACCUGGAAGGAUGCCCCCUACUACAUCAACCUGGUGGAGAUGACCCCUCCAGACUCCGAUGUGACCACAGUGGUGGCCGUGGACCCGGACCUGGGCGAGAACGGCACCCUGGUGUACAGCAUCCAGCCACCCAACAAGUUCUACAGCCUCAACAGCAGCACAGGCAAGAUCCGCACCACGCACGUGACCCUGGAUCGGGAGAACCCCGACCCCCGCGAGGCGGAGCUGAUGCGUGAGAUUAUCAUCGCCGUCACCGACUGUGGCAGUCCCCCUCUGAGAGCCACGAGCAGUGCCACGGUGUUUGUGAACCUCUUGGACCUCAACGACAACGACCCCACUUUCCAGAACCUGCCUUUCGUGGCUGAGGUGCUGGAAGGCACUCCAGCCGGGGUCUCUGUCUACCAGGUGGUGGCCGUCGACCUGGACGAGGGCCUGAACGGGCUGGUGUCCUACCGCAUGCAGGUGGGCAUGCCCCGCAUGGACUUCCUCAUCAACAGCUCCAGUGGCGUGGUGGUCACCAGCGCGGAGUUGGACCGCGAGCGCAUCGCCGAGUACCAGCUGCGCGUCGUGGCCAGCGACGCGGGCACGCCCACCAAGAGCGCCACCAGCACGCUCACCAUCCGAGUGCUGGACGUGAACGACGAGACGCCCACCUUCUUCCCGGCCACGUACAACGUCUCCGUGUCCGAGGACGUGCCGCGCGAGUUCCGGGUGGUCUGGCUGAACUGCACGGACGAUGACGCGGGCCUCAAUGCCGAGCUCAGCUACUUCAUCACAGGUGGAAACGUGGAUGGGAAGUUCAGCGUUGGCUACCGUGACGCCGUUGUAAGAACAGUAGUAAGCCUGGACCGGGAGACCACAGCCACAUACACGCUUGUCCUGGAGGCCAUCGACAACGGCCCCGUAGGUAAGCGGCGCACGGGGACGGCCACCGUGUUCAUCACCGUCCUGGACGUGAACGACAACCGGCCCAUCUUUCUGCAGAGCAGCUAUGAGGCCAGCGUCCCCGAGGACAUCCCUGAGGGACACAGCAUCAUGCAGCUGAAAGCCACAGAUGCAGAUGAGGGCGAGUUCGGGCGUGUGUGGUACCGCAUCCUUCAUGGUAACCAUGGCAACAACUUCCGGAUCCACGUCAGCAACGGGCUCCUUAUGCGAGGGCCCCGGCCCCUGGACCGAGAGCGGAACUCUUCCCACGUGCUCACAGUGGAGGCUUACAACCAUGACCUGGGCCCCAUGCGGAGCUCUGUCAGGGUGAUCGUGUACGUGGAGGACGUCAAUGACGAGGCCCCCGUGUUCACACAGCAGCAGUACAGCCGCCUGGGGCUUAGAGAGACAGCGGGUGUCGGCACGUCAGUCAUCGUAGUCCGAGCCACGGAUCGAGACACCGGGGACGGCGGCCUGGUGAAUUACCACAUCCUAUCUGGUGCGGAGGGGAAGUUCGAGAUUGACGAGAGCACGGGGCUCAUCAUCACCGUGGAUUACCUGGACUAUGAGACCAAAACCAGCUACCUGAUGAACGUGUCUGCCACCGACCAGGCCCCCCCCUUCAACCAGGGCUUCUGCAGCGUCUACGUCACGCUGCUCAAUGAGCUGGAUGAGGCUGUGCAGUUCUCCAACGCCUCCUACGAGGCGGCCAUCUUGGAGAACCUGGCACUGGGCACUGAGAUCGUGCGGGUCCAGGCCUACUCCAUUGACAACCUCAAUCAGAUCACCUACCGCUUCGACGCCUAUACCAGCGCCCAGGCCAAAGCCCUGUUCAAGAUAGAUUCCGUCACGGGUGUGAUCACGGUCAAGGGCCCGGUGGACCGGGAAAAAGGCGACUUCUACACCUUGACAGUGGUGGCAGACGAUGGGGGCCCCAAGGUGGACUCCACUGUGAAGGUCUAUAUCACAGUGCUGGACGAGAACGACAACAGUCCCCGGUUUGACUUCACCUCCGACUCUGCCGUCAGCGUGCCCGAGGACUGCCCCGUGGGCCAGCAGGUGGCCACCGUCAAGGCCCGGGACCCCGACGCUGGCAGCAACGGGCAGGUGGUCUUCUCCCUGGCCUCUGGCAACAUCGCUGGGGCCUUUGAUAUUGUCACCACCAAUGACUCCAUUGGCGAAGUGUUUGUGGCCAGGCCUCUGGACAGAGAAGAGCUAGACCACUACAUCCUCAAGGUUGUAGCAUCCGACCGUGGCAGCCCUCCACGGAAGAAGGACCACAUCCUACAGGUGACCGUCCUGGAUGUCAAUGACAACCCUCCAGUGAUCGAGAGCCCUUCUGGGUACAAUGUCAGUGUGAAUGAGAACGUGGGUGGGGGUACUGCUGUGGUCCAGGUGAGAGCCACCGACCGUGACGUCGGGAUCAACAGCGUCCUGUCCUACUAUAUCACUGAGGGCAACGAGGACAUGACCUUCCGCAUGGACCGGAUCAGUGGUGAGAUUGCCACACGGCCUGCCCUGCCCGACCGCGAGCGCCAGGGUUUCUACCACCUGGUGGUCACCGUGGAGGACGAAGGCACCCCCACCCUGUCGGCCACCACUCACGUGUACGUGACCAUCGUGGACGAGAAUGAUAACGCACCAGUGUUCCAGCAGCCCCACUAUGAGAUCUUACUGGACGAGGGCCCAGACUCAAUCAACGCUAGCCUCAUCACCAUCCAGGCGCUAGACCUGGACGAGGGGCCCAAUGGCACAGUUAACUACGCCAUUGUCUCAGGCAACAUCAUCAACACCUUCCGUAUCGACAGGCACACGGGCAUCAUCAGUGCCACCAAGGAACUGGACUAUGAGAUUAGCCAUGGCCGCUACACUCUGAUAGUCACUGCCACGGACCAGUGCCCCAUCUUGUCUCAGCGCCUCACCUCUACCACCAUGGUGCUUGUGAACGUGAAUGACAUCAAUGACAAUGUGCCCACCUUCCCCCGAGACUACGAGGGGCCAUUUGAUGUCACCGAGGGCCAGCCGGGGCCCCGAGUGUGGACCUUCCUGGCCCACGACCAGGACUCAGGCCCCAACGGGCAGGUGGAAUACAGCAUCGUGGAUGGAGACCCUCUGGGGGAGUUUGUGAUCUCUCCUGUGGAGGGGGUGCUGCGGGUCCGGAAGGAUGUGGAGCUGGACCGGGAGACCAUUGCCUUUUACAACCUGACCAUCUGUGCCCGCGACAGGGGGAUGCCUCCACUCAGCUCCACGAUGCUGGUGGGGAUUCGGGUGCUGGACAUCAAUGACAAUGACCCCGUGCUGCUGAACCUGCCCGCGAACAUCACCAUCAGUGAGAACAGCCCCGUCUCCAGCGUCAUCGCCCAUAUCCUGGCCAGCGACGCCGACAGCGGCUGCAACGCGCUCCUCACCUUCAACAUCACUGCAGGCAACCGAGAGCGGGCCUUCUCCAUCAAUGCCACGACAGGGGUCAUCACCGUGAACCGGCCACUGGACCGCGAGCAGAUCCCAGAGUACAAGCUGACCAUUUCCGUGAAGGACAACCCAGAGAACCCACGCAUAGCCAGGAGGGAUUUUGACUUGCUGCUGAUCUUUCUGGCAGACGAGAAUGACAACCACCCCCUCUUUACCGAGAGCACCUACCAGGCAGAGGUGAUGGAGAACUCUCCCACUGGGACCCCCCUCACGGUGCUCAACGGGCCCAUCCUGGCCCUGGACGCAGACCUGGACGUCUACGCCAUGGUGACCUACAAGCUGCUGGGCUCCCAGAGUGGCCUCUUUGACAUCGACAACAGCACCGGCAUGGUGACAGUGAGGUCAGGUGUCAUCAUUGACCGGGAGGCCUUCUCAACCCCGGUCCUGGAGCUGCUGCUGCUGGCUGAGGAUAUCGGGCUGCUAAAUGGCACAGCUGACCUGCUGGUCACCAUCCUGGAUGACAAUGACAACUGGCCCACCUUCAGCCCUCCCACCCUCACAGUCCACCUGCUAGAAAACUGCCCGCCAGGAUUCUCAGUCCUUCAGGUCACAGCCACAGACAGGGACAGUGGCCUCAAUGGGGAGCUGAUCUACCGAAUAGAAGCUGGGGCUCAGGACCGCUUCCUCAUCCACCCAGUCACUGGGGUCAUCCGUGUUGCCAAUGCCACCAUCGACAGGGAGGAGCAGGACUCCUACAGGCUGACAGUGGUGGCCACCGACAGGGGCACCGUCCCUCUCUCGGGCACGGCCACCAUCACUAUCCUUAUCAACGACAUUAAUGACUGCCGCCCUGAGUUCCUCAACCCCAUCCAGACGGUGAGUGUGCUGGAGUCGGCGGAGCCAGGCACCGUCAUAGCCAACAUCACCGCCAUCGACCGUGACCUCAACCCAAAGCUAGAGUACCACAUCAUCGGCAUCGUGGCCAAGGAUGACACUGACCGCCUGGUACCCGACCAGGAGGAUGCCUUUGCUGUGAAUAUCAACACAGGGUCCGUAAUGGUGAAGUCCCCGCUGAACCGGGAGCUGGUUGCCACCUAUGAGGUCACUCUGUCGGUGAUUGACAAUGCCAGUGACCUACCAGAGCGCUCUGUCAGCCUGCCAAAUGCCAAGCUGACAGUCAACAUCCUGGAUGUCAAUGACAAUACACCCCAGUUCAAGCCCUUCGGGAUCACCUACUACACAGAGCGGAUCCUGGAGGGGGCCACCCCAGGCACCACGCUCAUUGCUGUGGCCGCCGUGGACCCGGACAAGGGCCUCAAUGGGCUGAUCACCUACACUGUGCUGGACCUGAUGCCCCCGGGCUAUGUCCAGCUGGAAGACCCCUCAGCAGGGAAAGUCAUUGCCAACCAGACGGUGGACUAUGAGGAAGUGCAUUGGCUCAACUUCACCGUGAGGGCCUCGGACAACGGCUCUCCACCCCGGGCAGCUGAGAUCCCCGUCUAUCUGGAGAUCGUGGACAUCAAUGACAACAACCCCAUCUUUGACCAGCCUUCUUACCAGGAAGCCGUCUUUGAGGAUGCGCCCGUGGGCACAGUUAUCCUGACCGUCACCGCCACAGACGCCGACUCGGGCAACUUUGCCCUCAUUGAGUACAGCCUCGGGGAUGGAGAAGGCAAGUUUGCCAUCAACCCCACCACGGGUGACAUCUAUGUGCUGUCCUCUCUGGACCGGGAGAAGAAGAACCACUAUAUUCUGACGGCCUUGGCCAAAGACAACCCUGGGGAUAUAGCCAGCAACCGUCGAGAAAAUUCGGUGCAGGUGGUGAUCCAGGUGCUGGACGUCAACGACUGCCGGCCCCAGUUCUCCAAGCCCCAGUUCAGCACGAGCGUGUAUGAGAAUGAGCCGGCAGGCACCUCAGUCAUCACCAUGCUGGCCACAGACCAGGAUGAGGGCCCCAAUGGGGAGCUGGCCUACUCACUCGAGGGCCCCGGCGUGGAGGCCUUCCACGUGGACACGGACUCAGGUCUGGUGACCACAAAGCGGCUGCUGCAGUCCUACGAGAGGUUUAACCUGACCGUGGUGGCCACGGAUGGCGGACAGCCCCCACUCUGGGGCACCACCAUGCUCCUGGUGGAGGUCAUCGACGUCAACGAUAACCGCCCUGUCUUCGUGCGCCCGCCCAACGGCACCGUCCUCCACAUCAGAGAGGAGAUCCCGCUGCGCUCCAAUGUAUACGAGGUCUAUGCCACGGACAAGGACGAGGGCCUCAAUGGGGCCGUUCGCUACAGCUUCCUGAAGACCGCGGGCAACCGGGACUGGGAGUACUUCACCAUCGACCCCAUCAGCGGCCUCAUCCAGACAGCUCAGCGCCUGGACCGCGAGAAACAGGCCCUGUACAGCCUCAUCCUGGUGGCCAGCGACCUGGGCCAGCCAGUGCCAUACGAGACCAUGCAGCCGCUGCAAGUGGCCCUGGAGGACAUCGACGACAAUGAACCCGUCUUUGUGAGGCCUCCAAAAGGCAGCCCCCAGUACCAGUUGCUGACAGUGCCCGAGCACUCUCCACCCGGCACCCUCGUGGGCAACGUGACAGGCGCCGUGGACGCGGACGAGGGCCCCAACGCCAUCGUGUACUAUUUCAUUGCAGCCGGCAACGAAGAGAAAAACUUCCAUCUGCGGCCUGACGGGCGCCUGCUGGUGCUGCGGGACCUGGACCGGGAGCGGGAAGCCGUCUUCUCCUUCAUCGUCAAGGCCUCGAGCAACCGCAGCUGGACACCCCCGCGGGGGCCCUUCCCGGCCCUCGACCUGGUCACUGACCUCACCCUGCAGGAGGUGCGCGUCGUGCUGGAAGACAUCAACGACCAGCCCCCGCGCUUCACCAAGGCCGAAUACACUGCAGGAGUGGCCACCGACGCCAAGGUGGGCUCAGAGUUGAUCCGGGUGCUGGCUCUGGAUGCGGACACUGGCAACAACAGCCUCGUCUUCUACGGCAUCCUGGCCAUCCACUACUUCCGGGCCCUCGCCAAUGACUCUGAGGACGUGGGACAGGUCUUCACCAUGGGGAGUGUGGAUGGCAUCCUGCGUACCUUCGACCUCUUCAUGGCCUACAGCCCUGGCUACUUUGUGGUGGACAUCGUGGCCCGGGACCUGGCAGGCCACAAUGACACGGCCAUCGUCGGCAUCUACAUCCUGAGGGACGACCAGCGUGUCAAGAUAGUCAUUAAUGAGAUCCCCGACCGCGUGCGUGGCUUCGAGGAGGAGUUCAUCGGCCUGCUCUCCAACAUCACUGGCGCCAUUGUCAACACGGAUGACGUGCAGUUCCAUGUGGACAAGAAGGGCCGGGUGAACUUCGCACAGACAGAGCUGCUCAUCCAUGUGGUGAACCGCGAUACCAACCGCAUCCUGGACGUGGACCGGGUGAUCCAGAUGAUCGACGAGAACAAGGAGCAGCUACGGAAUCUCUUCCGGAACUACAACGUCCUGGAUGUGCAGCCUGCCAUCUCUGUCCGGCUGCCCGACGACAUGUCUGCCCUGCAGAUGGCGAUCAUCGUCCUGGCCAUUCUCCUCUUCCUGGCGGCCACGCUCUUCAUCCUCAUGAACUGGUACUACAGGACCGUACACAAGAGGAAGCUCAAAGCCAUUGUGGCUGGCUCAACAGGGAACCGUGGUUUCAUCGACAUCAUGGACAUGCCCAACACCAACAAGUAUUCCUUCGAUGGAGCCAACCCCGUGUGGUUGGAUCCUUUCUGCCGGAACCUGGAGCUGGCUGCCCAGGCGGAGCACGAGGACGACCUGCCCGAGAACCUGAGCGAGAUCGCAGACCUGUGGAACAGCCCCACCCGCACCCAUGGAACUUUUGGGCGUGAACCCGCAGCAGUCAAGCCUGACGAUGACCGGUACCUGCGGGCAGCCAUCCAGGAGUAUGACAACAUUGCCAAGCUGGGCCAGAUCAUUCGGGAGGGACCCAUCAAGCUGAUCCAGACGGAGCUGGAGGAUGAGCCGGGGGAGCGCAGCCCCGGCCAGGGCAGCCUGCGCUUCCGCCACAAGCCACCAGCAGAGCUCAAGGGGCCCGACGGGAUCCACAUGGUACAUGGCAGCACGGGCACGCUGCUGGCCACCGACCUUAACAGCCUGCCCGAGGAUGACCAGAAGGGCCUAGGUCGCUCACUGGAGACCCUGACCACCGCGGAAGCCAGUGCCUUCGAGCGCAACGCCCGCACGGAGUCAGCCAAAUCCACACCCCUGCACAAGCUUCGUGACGUGAUCCUCGAGAGCCCCCUGGAGAUCACAGAGCUAUGACCGGACGGGGGGGCCUCGCUGCUGUCCCCCAUCCCUCCCAGAGCAGAGCAGGACCACAGUGGGGGCCCCUCCCCAGGCCAGCUCUACAGCCUUGGGCCGGCCUGGGGGAGCCCACCCCAGCCGCUCAGAUUCCACUUCUGCCAGACGCCCAUUCAGCACCUGACCUCUACCUUCAUAAAAUUUGUUAUUUUUUUAAGAAAACCAAACAAACAAAAAAAAAGCAUCUAAGGACAAGGUAAGGAGGGUCACUGGGGGCCCAGGAGUCUGAGGAUGAACUCAGCAGCCCAGGCUGAGCUCUAAGAGGCCAAGCAGGCCUUCCCCACAUCCCUGUCCGACUCCCAUUCCCCCCACGCCCAGCACCAGGGGAGGGAGGCCCAGAGCUGGCAUACCCCACCUGGCCUUGACUCCCUGAUUUCAGUUCAAGUCCCCAAUGCAUUUCUAGCACAUCCCCGGCUGGACACCCAGGUGGGGGCAGUGAGUGAUCCCUGCCUCCCCACAUGGACAUGAUCAAUGUCAGCAAACUGCGUUCUCUACAUUCCACUGGCUUCCCAAACGUGUCCGGCUCAUGAAGAGAAAGGACUGGUGUUCCCUUGGGUUCUGAAUGUAGGGUGUUCGUGUGUAUUCCUUUUUUAAAUUAAGUUAUUCCCUCAACA